CUUUUGAAAGAAGAUCGUUUCCAUGGCAUUGAUAAAAUUAAAACUGUUGGCAGUACUUACAUGGCUGUCGUGGGCCUUAUACCUGAAUAUCGCAUCAACUCCAAUGAUCCCAAUUCGGUGCGUCGCCACAUGACAGCUUUAGUCGAAUAUGUGAAAGCAAUGCGACUAUCCUUGCAGGAAAUCAACAGUCACUCAUAUAACAAUUUUAUGUUGCGUGUUGGUAUUAAUAUUGGUCCUGUGGUGGCUGGUGUGAUUGGUGCACGUAAACCACAAUACGACAUUUGGGGUAAUACCGUAAAUGUUGCCAGCCGCAUGGACUCUACAGGCAUACCUGGUUACACACAAGUGACGCAGGAGGUCGUGGAUAGCCUGCAGGGCUCACACUUCGAGUUUCGCUGUCGCGGCACCAUCAAGGUCAAAGGCAAAGGCGAUAUGGUCACAUAUUUUCUAUGCGACUCUUCGAAUAAUGGCCUCAAUGGCGAGGUGCGCAACGCUAUGAUCGCCAAUCGUGCCAUCACACAAAAUGGCAACGGCUAUACGUCACAACAGCAGCAACAACAACAGCANGACCUACAACAUUAA
Messenger RNA from Rhagoletis zephyria (snowberry fruit fly), 582 nucleotides. RefSeq names its product Ca(2+)/calmodulin-responsive adenylate cyclase-like. NCBI's taxonomy places the organism in Eukaryota, Metazoa, Arthropoda, Insecta, Diptera, Tephritidae. Gene Ontology annotation, cellular component: plasma membrane. The record is from RefSeq and is a predicted model, not a curated record. Gene Ontology annotation, biological process: cAMP biosynthetic process; intracellular signal transduction; adenylate cyclase-activating G protein-coupled receptor signaling pathway. Gene Ontology annotation, molecular function: adenylate cyclase activity.